UCUCCGUCUCGUUUGCUCGUUCGUCGGUCGUCGGCCGAAGUGCGAAUGAGACUCUAAAGCGAUAGCACCCGAGACACGAGUCGGUUGCUACUCUCUCUCACACACUUCAGUAUGCAUGUAGCACCAGUGCUGGUGGUAAUGCUACAAUAACACACACAGUUGGUCUCGCACAUAUUAUGAUUGUAUUGUUGCCUGUUUCGAUAUAACAUUUUUUUUUGUUUCUCUUCUAUCUCUCCGUUCUUCGGCCGGUCUCGUCUCUCAUUCCUUUUUCCUUUUGGUUUUAUUUUUUCUUCGCUGGAGCCUCUGUGUUCAUUUGGUUUGUUGUUGUAUUUUGUUCGAUCGCGUUCGUUAUUACCAUUCAAACAUCACCAAAUAUGUGAAAGACACAAAAAUUAUGUCUGUUAUUUUGUGUUUCUCUGUUCAUUUUUUCAAUGAGUCUCACUUGUUUGCUCGGUCGGUUGGUCGGUCUUUUCGGGUCGAUACAGGCACAUGCACUACACCGAAUACAUGUUGUGCAGCAGCACAGCAAACACUGUCUCUCUGUUCGUUUGUGCGCUGUGUGGUUUUUUUUUCUGCUUUCGCUUGUAUGUAUCCGUUUGGUUCAUAUGGCUCGAUAUUCUUGUAUUCAUUUUAUUCUCCAGUGUUCUCUUGUUGUGCCGAUCCGAUUCCAAUUCCAUUCGCCACUUGUUCUCUCAACUGCUGUGUACCAUUCAUAUAUGGUUUUUUUUUCUGUUGUAGUUUCAAGUAUGUGUAUUGAUAGGGUACUUUGAUGGUGUGUCGAGAGAGAGGCGCACAUACACCAUACAUACGAUACCAAUAUUAUUAUUUUUUCGCUUCUAUCUUGUCUUCCACUGUGUGUCUCUCUCAUAUAUUCCUUCUUUUAUACGCUCUGCAUCGAAAAUAUGUUCAGUUGUUUCCAUUUGGGUUUGAAUAUGUUUUCGUGGAUACCAAACAUACAGAGCGAACAAAGACAUAAACAAAAUACGGCUGCCGAAAAUGCCGAACGAAAUUGAGCUAACAACGCGAGUGCAAUGAUCAUCAUAAAAUUUCGACUUGGUCCACCGCAUUGUGUCUCUGUUUUGUUGAUGUGUUCUAUUUACUUGCUCGCUCACAUCUCUCUUACUCGACAAAGUUGAAAAAAAAAGAAGAAAUAUGUGAUUUGUUUUGUGCUUAAUAACCAAUUUUUGAUCCGCUUUUUCUCGUGUGUUUCGAUAAGUUUAGUGUUAAUUUUCGACUGUAUCUGGCAACAACAAGUGAAUAACCAACCAAAAAUAAUACAUUCAAAAUUACAAUCAAAGCCAAGUAAUCAACGCAUACGCAGCACACACCGCAGCUAAGAUGGACGUUAUAAAUUCAAAUUCGUCCGAUGGUAUCAAUAAGAAAAAACAUAAACGGCCACGAAUCAACGCAAAAAUCAAACAAUUCUCCAUGGAAAUAUACUUUAUGUGGUUUAGUGCGUUAAUCUUUUUUGCUGAAACAUUUGUUGAUUUCAUGCUAGUUUGUUAUUACUUCGUGAAGAAUGAAGUACUGUAUGGUGUCAUAACGUUGACGAUCAUCAUUGUCCCGUCCGUAUUAUGCCAAAUUUACUCGUUGUGGCUUCUACGAUCGGACACUACGGUCAGCGCCAGAGCAUUAAUGAUGCACAUUUUAUUGCUCGGCAUUCCAUAUCGAUACCAAAAUAUUCUACAUAAAAUCUCCCGCAAAGAUAAAUCGAUGGCCGAAGAUGAAGAGCACACCGUCGAAGUGAUUGUCGACCGUAUACGCGAUGUUAAUGCCAUACAAACCAUCAAUGCCAUAUUCCAAUACUGUCCGCAGUUCCUGUUCCAGUCAUUUCUCAUAGUCUAUCGACACUACAAAUAUCUUAUGACAGGUGUUUCAGCUGGUCUGGCUUGUUUUUCAUUCCUUUGGCACAUUUUUAUCCAUUUUUUCUACUUGAUUCGACGCUUUAAUGAGGAUUAUAAACUGAAUAUACAUUCCACCGGUGCGCCAACCCGAUCAACCACCCAUAUCAUUGAUAAUUUAUCGUCGUCACUCAAUUCGAAUUCUCAAGUUUUUCUGCCAAUUAGCAGUAUGGCGGAAUCGCAUGAACCAGCCACAGUUACUCCAAUCAUUGAUCUGCCAAAUGUGAUUGAUGCAUCCAAUUUACCCGAAGAUUUAAAGACAUUCGAAAAGGCGUCGUACAAGACCGACAUGAAAAAUUUCGUUGAAUCGAAAAAGCACGGCGCUAAAAAUGUGGAGAAAACAAAAAUAUUCGGAUUUAAUAAACGUCAACCGAUCUACGAACACGAGGAAUUUGACAUGAUGUGUGACACCAGCAACUUUUCAACGAUAUUUUUCGAGGUAAAUGAUAGUAAUUACAUGACUUCAAGUAAAUUGGAUAAUUCACGCAUUACAUCAUCCACCCAAACUGAACCGACCGAUACGAAAAUACGUGAUUUGUGCAAGUCCAUGGAUGAUCUGCAACAAUCGAGCCCAAAUAAAGCGGCUAUGUUCCAUAAACUCUCUUCGUCGACCGACAAUUUGAAGCAGAUCGAGUUGAAAGUUGAUUCAACCGACGAUAGUCCCAGCUGCUUGGACAGUAUGCAAAACAUAUCGGACAGUCGCAACAGUUUACUUAAACGCAAAGGCAUUUGUUCGUCACAGGAAAUGCUACACUUGGUUGAUAUCAUGAGCGACCACAUUCCGCCGGAACAAGUGGACGUAUUGGCCAAGAGUCUGAUUGAAUUGGGUGGCGCGGAAAGUUUACGAGCGGAAGCCGAACAAAAAUUACAAGAUCUCGAUCGUGUAUCGCUGCUCGAACGGCUACCGGAAAUUAUGGACGAUAAACUGCUCGAGAACAUUGAUGCCGCAAUCUAUGAGAAUCAAAUCAUUUUCCAAGAACGAAUCCGAAAAAAUCAAUUGACAAUACAAAAUUUGAAGCUACAAGAUCAAAUGCUGUCGAAAUACAUAGAAGAUUUUAAAUUGUUGCCCGGCAACGAUGGCAUGAGUGUGUGUGAUUAUGAAAACAUGUGUUUCGCAAAUAUUGCACAGCAAACACAUGGCAUUAAGCAUUGGCGAAACUAUCUGCAAGACAUGGACACGAACCAGCAUGACGAUUCAACCAUACAGCAUAGCAGUUUUUAUAUGCAUACAAACACUAUUUCCAAUUCAUUUACCGAUUUGUACAUCAAUGAAAAUGACUUUGGGUCGACGGCCAGUGGUCAGUUCAACGACAAAAAUGUCAGCACAUUAGUGAAUUACAGCUGUGAUGACGAGGGUGCGAGCGAGAAUUUUUACAUGAAUAUGACAAAAGGUAUACCAAAAUCAAACGAUGUAACCAAUUCAUCGUCACCAAUGCUACCAACGUAUAACCAAUGCCAAAAAAAUAUUUUGGUGCAAACCAUUAACAAAAUUAACAGCGUCGUCGAUUCACCCAUUAAAAUUCGGACGAAAUCAGAUGUGGCUUUAAAAAGCGAUUGAUUUGUUUUUUUUUUUUUCAUAAAGAGAAAAUUUAUAAGACUUGAUUUAAACUGAAGUUCCAUUUGGUUUCUUAAAAACAAAAACGAUAGCUUUUAAGAUUUUAUUCAUGUAUUUUCUACAACAUAAGAGAGAAAAGAGUGAGAAUUUAUUAAUUGUGCGAUAUUGUGUGGCACAAACAUGGUCAAUACUGUUACUGUAUUCGACCUUUUUGAAGCCAUUUUUAUUUUAGUACGUGCUGAAACGAAACGUGAUUGAAUAAAAACAGAAAAUUCCUUUUGAGCAUAUAGCAUGUAAUUUUGUAGCUUGUAAUGGCCAUAGAACUCUACAACUUUAUUUUUACUGAACAAAAAACAAAACAAAUGAAUAAAAUGAUAAAUUUGUCUUGUAAAUCGAACUAAAAAUAAA
Messenger RNA from Sitodiplosis mosellana (orange wheat blossom midge), 3864 nucleotides. RefSeq lists its product as uncharacterized. The transcript has 3 exons. The coding region runs from base 1339 to 3459 and encodes 706 amino acids. Gene Ontology annotation, cellular component: plasma membrane. The record is from RefSeq and is a predicted model, not a curated record. Lineage: Eukaryota; Metazoa; Arthropoda; Insecta; Diptera; Cecidomyiidae. Gene Ontology annotation, biological process: engulfment of apoptotic cell; apoptotic process involved in development; phosphatidylserine exposure on apoptotic cell surface.